This is a messenger RNA of Bombus pyrosoma, 11364 nucleotides long. RefSeq lists its product as uncharacterized. The transcript has a single exon. The record is from RefSeq and is a predicted model, not a curated record. Bases 416 to 2359 code for a protein of 647 amino acids. Lineage: Eukaryota; Metazoa; Arthropoda; Insecta; Hymenoptera; Apidae.
UUGCAGCCGCGGUCCCGUAUGGUUGUUCGACCGAGCGCUGUGUUUCGAUCCACGUAACUGUCGCCGUUGCCGUAUUUAAUCGGUCGUUUCCGUCGUCUGGAACGUGACCGUUCCACGCUGCGUGUCUGACGAAACGACGCUGUUUACGCUUGUUCAGCUUGGAUCGAUCGUUAACAGUGUUACAGUUCUGUUUGUGGUAUCGACUCGAAAGAGGCUCAGGAUGACAAUGGGCUAAACCGGUGAUACCGUUGAAGCAUCGGAAACGUUGUAGCUGAAUUUGGGUCAAUGGAGUAACGUGUUGGUGUAACGUACUUGUCAACGAUUGGAAUACCGUGAGGUGCGGCAUUUUCUGAUAAUCGGGAGAAUAUAACGGUGUCGUUGCUAUAUAAGUGGUAUCGGUCGCGGGUUUUGUAAGAUGAGCCCGGCCUCCCAGGGCGGCGUGGAGGUGGAGCGUUACAUCGGUAGUUGUUUGAUAUCGUCGAGCAUCAGGCCAGGAUCGCACAAGCCAAUCGUCGGUAGGAAACAGGAAGCUGUGAUUCGCGGGAAAACGCGAGGCUGUUACGGAACUGUGAACUUCCCGAGCGGAACGGAACAAUGUCAGAUGCAGUACGGACCGGGCGGUUGGACGGGCGCUCCGUUGAUAUCCAUGACGUCCAGCCCUCGCAGAUGCACGCAGAGAUCGUCGCCGUCGCUCGGUCAGCAGCAACAGCAACAGCAACAAUCACCAUCGCCGCAGCAGCAACAGCAGGCUUGCGAUCAGCAAGUAUCGGUUCACCUACACAAGAAUCCGCUUUCUAGAUUGGCCAUUCACACGCAGGGAGCGCCGCUGAUCCUGGCCAAUCGGUUUCACAAUCGCGGCAAGAUACAUAACAGCGGGAACGCUAAUGGCAUUGCUAAUGCGGUGUGCAGCAAUACGGGCGCGGUGAAUAGUUACGUUCACAAUAACGUGGCUACCGUGACAUCGAACUGUACGAUGAACAACUCGGUGAGGUGUCCACCGUCGCGGCCCCAGAGGCCGAUAGACCUCGGGAAGAAACAGCAGACGAACGCGAAAUCGUCGGACUGCACGACGGCCAAGGAAACGACGAGCACGGGAAACAACAUAGCAAAUAUCGAUUCAUUGAGUAUCGCGAGCGACGAGAGUUCAGGGUCGAACAAUUCCGAGAACAGCUUACCACGAAUCAUCAAGCCGCGAAAGCGCAGGAAGAAGGACAGAAAACCGCCGAACAACACGGUGGCCUCCGUGGAAGCGAAACACGACGAGCAACAGCAACAGUCAAAUUCGAGCGUGGCCAACGAACAACCGUGCGCGGGUUCUUUAAAACCGUACGUGCCGGCUUGUUACGAGCAACGUUACGAAGCCGCGCCUCACCUUAGAAACCAUAGAAGGCCACCCAUAGCGAGGGAAAGGACAACGGGCAGCAUGUCGGUGCAAGAGAUAGCCGACGCGAGGCAAAGGUAUCCGCACCGGCACGUGGAGGUGAAAGUGUUGGACGACAACAGAAACAUCGUUGUGCCGGCGCAAAUGCGCACCAUUCCGCCAAAGGGUUACAGACAUAACGGCCAUCACCAUCACCAUAAUCACGCCGUCAACGGCAACAACGUUCUGCGCUAUCUGCACGAAUACAACGAGCCGACGGCGACGACAGGCGGCUGCGAGGACGGCAUCAACGACGAAUUAGGGCCGUGCCAGUGCCGGUACUGCGAUCCCGCGGCUCUCAUAUGGGACGUGGAACAGAACUGUUACUCGCCCUUCUUGACCCCGUCACCGUCGACCGACUUCUGUCCCGGCCACUUCCCGCAGAUGCCGCUAUUCUUGUCCCGGCCGAGCCUCAAUUGUCCGGAGCAGAGUAUCGAGAGGCUUUUCAACGGCGAUAGCGUUCCUCGAGCCCAUCAAGAGAAAGACGGCACCGGUAGCACCGGUGUCGUACUGAGGCGCAGCUGGAGCGAUCCCACCAGUUAUUUCAGCGAGGAGAUCAGCACGCCUAGCAAAGACUUCGGCGUGAUCGGUGACAGGGGACAGGCGGAGAGCGGGAAACGUCGAACGCUGUGGCGCGGCGACUCUAUCGGUAUUCCUGUGAGUAACGUUGGACCAUCCGGUAUGGACGUGAACGGUACCACCGUACAGUCGCCGAAAGAGCUGGAGGUCUCCACGGAGAUCAUCACGUCGCCGAACGGCCACAGAGAUUUGGAGAUAAAGUUUUACUCGCCGUCACCGAACGCGCCGAUAUCGGAACAGAAGAAAUGUAUCUUCGCGGAGGAGGUGGACGAAGACGAGGAAGAUUUCAGCGACAUUUGGAGCUACCACGAGUCAAAGCUGCAACAGGAUUUCCGCACGUUGCUGCAAGCGGAGGAAUGAACAACACGGGAUCCGAGAUUCUCUUUCGAUGUGUCUGCUGGUCCGACUCGUUACGGUGCAAAGAGAGAACAUUUUCGCGUCUGUCCGUGUUUGCGAACGUUCCUUCUUCUUCGAUUCGCGUGCGCGCGUACGCGCGAGGCUAAAAGAAGAAGCAGAGUAGCAGGGAGCGUGAACACGUCGACUGUGCGAGCGAGAGAGAAGGAGAGAAAGGGAGACGCGUGAGUGCGAGCGAAAGAGAGGUGGCCCUGUAGAUUCAAUUAGUUCGUCGAUAGGGAACAAAGCCGAACGGACUUGCGUAGACGCGUGCGCGACCGCGUGAGACGAAAACUGCUCGAGUUUCGAACGGUAGCUAUCCGUUUCUGCGAAAAACCUUCGCUCUUUUUGUCCCAAGUAACGCGCGUCGCUGUAAUUAUAUCCUACUUCCAUCUCUUCCCUUCCUCGGUCUUGUUCCCGCGAUGACGCCCUCGUUGCCAGCAGUCCUGGGUGAAACGACGAACAAGUGUAACUGACGGUAACGAGCAAAGCUACGUGUCGAACGAUUCUUCUUCCUAACGGUGUACGUUGUAUACACGUAGUAUACGUGAUGUGCGUGCACUCGUGAAGCACGCACGAGAGUAGGUCUAAAGGAUCGUACCUUGAUGUCGGGAAUACACGCGGUCUGCUUAUCGAUGACAACAUGCUACUAAUAAACGGUGGUUGGCUCGUGUCGUCAAGCGAAUCGACUCAACGAUAAAGCCGGUGUGUCGACUACCAACCUAAAGCUGAUCGCACGAGAGAAAGAUUCCCUGUAAUCGCCUCUUUCUCUCUCUCUCUCUCUCUCUCUCUUUCUCUUUCUCCUUUUCUUUCUCUCUUUCUCCUCGUCCUUCCCUUCUCUCACCUUCCUUCGCUUUCUUUCCACCGACUCCUGUUUCGCGUCGUACGAUCCCAACCGUCGUCAACGUUUGCAACGAGAUAACGCUUCCCCUCGCCGCCAACCACCGUCACCGAAACAACUCCUAGAGUUGUGACUGUUUAAAUCGUAACGUAGUAAUUAAACGGAACGAUGAAUCGGCCGCUGGUCGCCAAGAGAGUUCGCGUUUCCCGUUUUUCCUCUUUUAAUCACGCGAUGCCCGACAGUUUUCUCCGAUCCUCCUUACCUCUCGAAUAAUUGCUUUCUCAUUGUCGAAUAUCGUUUCCUGUAUCGAAACUCGCUUUGAAUCUUCGUUCCAUAAAUUGUUUGGUCUUAAUUGUACGCCGCGGUCUUUCCAAUACGUUCGAUAUUGUUGCGUACUUUGGCUACUUGAAAAGUAGAGUCACGUUUACGCGUGAACCUUGUAACAUCGAUCCGUGUUACUAUACGAGAUACUUCGAUCAUUCCUGGAACGUUUCUUGCGGUUAGUAGUGCAGUGGCUGGCAAAUAUCCCGCGAAUCCUUUGUUCCUGCAACUAAGUUCAUGAUAAACACAAAUUCGCGGCCGGAAGGAUGGCUAGCAGUUUGAGGUUGUUUCGUGCUACUUGCGCGAUUCGUGUUCGCGUAGCCGUAGAUGCGUGAAGCAUUCCUCGUGGUCACGUUGUUGCAACGUUAGUUAAAUUUUAGUUGUAUCUAUCAUCGAGAAAUGCUAAAAUUGUCUGUCCUUUGCGAUUGGACACGCGAGAUUCGAAAAUCUCGUAAAUUUCACUACGUGUUCCACUUCGGUGUAUCGAUUUCAUUUUGCUUCGUAAUCUUUCAAAGUUACCAAGUUUGUCCGACGUUUGGUCGACGCUUACGCGUUUGCCUUUUGAUCUGUAGCUUGCACUCUGCACAAAACAAACAGAUUGGAAGGCAGACCUUGAUUCUAUUUUGGAAAGUGUUAGGAAGUAAGUUGGUUAACAUUGGAACUUGGUUAGAUGUUCGCUGGUCUCUGGUUCAGCCAGGACCUUUAGUAUCUUUAGCGUACAAUGUUUGUUAACGUGAAAAUUUAUCGAACAGAGUUACUCGUCUCCGUGUCGCAGUUACUUUCCGCGCGACUCCACGUUAUUACAGGGCCACGUGAUCCAAUAGACGUAAGACGAAACGUGGUCUUCAAUUAUCAUCGGCCGUGACCUUAAAAUGUUUUAUCGUAGGAAAAGGGCAUCGCGUGAAUUUUCGUAAGGCGUAAGACGCGGGGCACGGUGAAAAGCCAAUCGAUCGAUCACGGUUUGCGAGCUGUGCGUCGAUUGUAUCGAUCGCGAGCUUCGCGUGAUUUUGUGACACAGCGUUGCGAUAACGCUUCUCACCCCGUGCUCGACGAUCUUGUUUCUCGACCCGGCACGAGACCAUGACGAGUCCGCGAACUUUCAUCGUUUCGUACGCGAAAUCAGACAGAAAAAAAAAAACGCACGUUCGCAUAUUUAACAAACAUACACACGCACACACACACACACAUACAUACACACACACACGUAUCCAUUACCCACCAUCCUCUUUCGUUUAGACUGUAAGCCUAGAUGUUAAGGCGAUUCACUUAGAUUAUCACCGUUGUCUAUAUGUGUAUAGGAGAAGUCGCGUAUUAAACGGUCCGCCUUUUAUUUACCAUUAGACUGUUAGGGGAUAUUAGAGACGAUGCGGCAAUUUCGAAGGCAACGAAAGAGCGUGCCGCGAGAAUCACCGACGACUAAUUAGGCUUAGCGCGUGCGUGCUUCGCGUCCGGGGUUCAACCAACGAGACGCGCAAUCCAACGCGAAGAAUUAUAUUAGCAAUAUUUCUCUCUUGCUCUGGUCCUCAUCGUGCAUAGCAAGUUUUAUUGCUAAGUAGCAACAGAUAAAUAUUGAUGUUGACUCUUGUUAAAGCAGCAACAACCGCCGUAUCACAUACCAAGCCAAGAGAUAAUCGUUGCUGCUUUAAUAACAUCGUCGUUCGUUGAUAUUUUUCUUCGAGUGUAACGCCGUUUGCACGGUAUCACGUUCGCUGCUGUGUAACCAAACGCGUGUCUUACCCUGCCUGUAUAGUGUUCACCAAUAAAUUCGCCACCACGUUCUUCCUUCAUUUUUCAAUGUAUCACGCAUUCUUUUCUUUUCUACCGAGCAGUGCAUCGUUCGUUGGCAGCGUCCGUGGAGAAACGAUCGGAUGGCACUUGCAAUCCGCCUUUCCGGAAUAGAGGUUUUUCGCUCGAGAACGCAUCACCGCCGCCGCCAAUCCGGAUACAUGUUGCGGAACGAGUUCGUAGUACGAUACAGCUUCGACGAUGAUACCGUUCGCCCCUCCGCCCCCGAAGCUUGUCCAUUUAUUGUUUUCACAAACGAUGAACGGAGGAAAAUUUAAUUUAUUUGCGUGGAAUCGUCGAGUCUCUUUUUGCUUACGGAACAGAGCCGCGGUAUACAAACCUGGUGCGUUGUCUCGUAUACUGUAUGAAACGUUCGAAGGCUGCAGCUGGAGAAACGAAAAUUGAUAAAAGCGAUUCGAACGUAUCGAGAUGAAAAAAGUUGCCUGUUUCGUUUUGUUAAACGAUGCCGCUGUUCCGACGGGCAGAGAUAAGAACUUAUAUUUGACGUUCAGCUUUUUUCUUUUUUUUUUUUUUUUGUAAAGAUUCUAUCGCGGACGGAAUCGCAAUUGACGAUCGGCGAAAUGUACAUUCGACCUUACUUUUAUCGAUCGUGACGGAGUUUCGACGAACGCUUUUUUUUCCGGUUUUAUUUUGCUUUUUGUGUUUGCUGAUUGUGAUCAUUUGCCAAUCGUGCUUUACGCUAUUUGAUCUCUGGAAGAAGAAAGAGAGAGCGAGAGAGAUUCGAAGAACGUCGAAAAAAUUUUCACACGGUUCGCGCGUUGUUUCUUUUUUUCCUUUUUCGUUAGAAUUAUCGACAUUUUUGUUUCAUGGAUUGUUGACUCGAGUGGAUUCGCUCUUUUUUUUUCUUUCUCUUCUUUGGAAAUUCGAUCCUUCUUCGCUCUCUCCUUCUGGAUGUAUUUAUUUUCAACAUCGUCGUUUGACGAUACAAGGUAUUGUGAUAACGAAACGAUGAUACACUCGAUUCUGCUUCGUCGUCCAGACUGAUCAACGCCGGUCAACCAAUGUCGCUACAGUGCUGUACCGCACUAACUCGAAUUACAUUGUUUGAGAAGUUCAAUAAAAGAUGUCUUUGAUUUAAUUUCGCAUAUCUCAGAAUUUUAUUAGCACCCACCUUCGAAUCAGACUUUUAUUGUCAUUUAUUAAAAAAAAAAAAAACAUGUGAAAUCAGAGAUGGCAAAAUUCAUUUCACCAGAUAAUUCGCAAUUUUCUCUCAACAUUUCCAUAUCCGUUUCUCUGCACGCGAACGUGGAACUGUUGUUUCGAACGUUUAUCGAAACGUACAUUUAUUUUCUUGUUUACACGUUCGAUAAUAACAACGUACAUAGCUUCAUCGAUAGUAAACCAUCAGUUCUAAACGUUAGCGACACGCGUGUUCGAAUAUUAUCUGCUAAAAAAGACACAGUUGAACACAGAAGAAUUUUCGCGUAUUCGCUUUUCCCACGUUUGCGGAUGACGAAACGAUAGACAUUUCCGGAAUUCUCGUUGCUUUUACCAUUCGACGAGGCCAAGUCUUUGGUCUUCAUCGAUCGUAAUUGCGCCGCUUCUCUUUGAUUCCGAGUAAAAUCGGAUUUAUGGAUUUCCCGGUAGAACACGUUUCUCCUUAGACACCGUCGACCUCUUUCUCAUCUCAAUCGAGUAAUGGCGUUGAUUGCGUGGGUUGAUAAACUGUUAUAAUUCGCCCACAUUCUAAUACGUCUACUUCAUCUUCGAACUUUUAACCGUGUUUUAUGCUGUUUAUACAUUCCUUGUCUCGUUCUCCUGAGUAUCCUCGGCAAACUCACGCACGUCGCUGCUCUUCGUCUCAAGUCGUCUGUUUGAAAACGUUGCUCGUUAGGCGUACGCGCACCACAGAGAAAUUGAAACGCUCUUUUCUUCCGUUUUACCGCGACCGAGUAUCGCGAAAGUUGUUAUCGCGAAAGCUAUUAUCGUGUCGGGUCAUUCAAUUUUUACACGACCUCUCGCGUAUCGCAUUAGCUGACAUAUAUUAAAGCAAGUGUCAGAAAUACUUGACUCAUGCACAUUAUUUUAACAGACGUUGAUUUUGCUGUCUUAACUGAAACGAAACGAGGCGAAACGUGACUAAAAUCAACGAUGACUAAUACCGAUAACAGUAAUAUGCUUGUAAUGACUCAGCCCGUAAAUGUUUCCAAUUUUUUUUCCCACAUUGUCCACGUUAUCUUCGAGUUGUUUCACGCGAACCGUCGUUUUUUCCAGUCGUCGUGUUCUUCGUUGACAAAUCCGCGCCUCUCUUUUGAUCAUCGUAUUUCCAUUCCGUUUGAUUACUCGUUUGAAUGUCGCCGUGUUCCACGUGAAUUUUACUUCCACGGAGGAAUAUCCCUUGGAAAUGUAGGUCAAAGCUAAUCACGUCGGAGAAAUUCAAAUCGUGCAGGGAACGCAUUCAGGGACUUCCUUUGACUAAGAAUUAACGUUUCUAAUGAGUUCGUUAUCUGAUCAACGUAUUGUUUGAUGAUCCACGCCGUAGGCUCGCAGUUAGCUAAUUAUUCCGUUUGACGACUACGAUGUGCCCAAUAGGGAACGACGAAGCGGAUAGUGUAUUAUCUACGCGAUAAACGUACGUGUGAUCUAAACAAAGAGAACUUGAAUUAUAAUUACAAUUUUUCACUUUCAAUAAUAACUUCAUUUCACGUCCGUCUUUACGUUCUACGUUUAACAAGAGCAAAAUGAUACUUAGGUUGAACGUAAAGUAAAGUUCAUUGAAAUUUUUCGCUUAACAAUCUUCAUUUUCUACUCCUGAAAUUGCUAGAUUCAAACCUCUAGCUUAUCGUAUUAAUUUCAUUAAAAAAUAUCAUUUGCCUUUCGUAUCAGAGAAAGAGCUGUUUCCUUUGUACCUCGGUAAUCGACAAACCGUAAAAUCCUAAGCGCGAUACGAGAAACGAUAUGUUUCAGUGCGCGACAUUGAAACGUAUUCGUCGUACACGUUGUAGUCGAAGUAUGCUUGCGGAAGUAUGAAUUUCACGUUGUUAUUAUCAGAAGCCGUGAAUGCACGUCGGUACGUAGUUGGAUCGCCGCUGUAGAAGAAGAAAACGAAAAGAGAAGAAGAAUCGUUUAGAAGCAUCCGAUCUCAUUGGCCGCUCGGACACGAGACAAAUGUAACAUUGUUUCGUAAAAGUUUAGACGAUGAAUGUGUACUUGGCUGUUAAUAUACGUAUAUUUAUUCGAUAGCGUGUUUUCCUUGGCACUGAAUAUUUGCACCAACCAUCGAAUCGCAAUAAUUCGACUUGGCUUUGGUAUCGCAUGAUAUUCACCGAAUGCGUAUUUCACGUAUCGUCGUAAUUAGCUUUGACAAUUUUCUUACACCGAACAGUAACGCUCGAACGUAUGUAAGUUAAAACAUGAAAUUUGAAAUGCGAGUUUAACACGUUGCCUGCCACGCGUGUUUUCACUGAAAUCGCCGUCAGGCCACGCGUGCCGCAGUACCGAACGUUCUCUGCCAGGUGCUCCCAUCGAUAUUUUAGUAACGCGAGUAAAUAAUUUUUUUAAUAAACCAUUUUCGUAUUACUUGUCUAACAAUUCGAUAGUUUUAUUAUUUCCUCUGGAAUGUCUUUUCAAAUACCCACGAUCCUUCGCAAGUAGUGAAAUAAGCGGAAACUUUGCUGUCACCCGAAUACGGGUGUCGUGGCAGUCAACGUGUUAAAACGUGUCACAAAAUUCGUCAAAAAUUGAAAUCGGAUUAAGAAAUACGAAAGACUAUCUGCGAACUCUGCUGCCUCAUCUUCGAGCAAAUAUCUCUUUGUCGUUAAAAGAAUAUCUCGAAUUUGAUGGAAAUAGAAUAAAUCGUUAUGGUUAAGCGCCAAUGCUCGCGUCAAUUGUACGCCAGAUUUCCUCGAAACGUAAAAAUUCUCUCUGCAAGUGGAAAGUACAGCGAGAUUCGAGCACAGAAAAUUACAGGCUCGCAGCAAGCAAGUUUAGUUCUCUGUCGAUUCGAGUACGACAUUGAGAAAUUUUCGUUGUUUGAAAGUCAGUGUACGCAUCUGAGAUGGAAGUAGAGACGCAUGCGUUGGCGUGUUUGUCAUACAUGACAGACUCGUUGCUUGUGAAAAUGUAAAUAUCUCGCGCAAGAGAAACAUCACGGAAGGAUGCCAGAGCUUCUUUCGCUGAGACACUUGGUCGUUGAGCAAAAGUUGCGCUACCAGUGGAACCGGAAACGUGUGCGUUUAACGUACUACAGCGAUUAAUCUUCGCGUUUGUUGAAGCGGAGAAAGGCGAUUAAACUGGCAGAUAAUUCGCUGUAAUGGCUCCCUUUCCGUUUUAACGAUAGGGUAUAUGGUUUCUGUCGACGAGUUAUUCCUUAUCUUUAAACUAAUAUACAAUUUUAUCGUUCUAUUUAAUCAGUGGAUUACUUAAUAUAUAUAUAUAUAUAUAUUAUGCGCGAUCUGUUUGUUCGAACCUACUGCGACCAAAAUCAGUUGUCCGGACUUCCAUUUGGAGAAUCUUUCUCAGUUUACGCGAAAAUUCAGAAAUAAACGAGAGAUCAUAGUCGAGUGUGAGACGAAUCAUUGUCGGUAUGGAACAUUCGUUGGAUGAUCGUUUACGUAGUUAGCUGUCGAUUCGUAAAAGUUUGCGCGAGAAAUUUAGUUCGUAGAGGCGCAGGAGACGAAAGACGCGCGAAGCAGAAGUGGAACAUUGGCAGGUAAAUUUUGCGAACGCAGGGUUAAGAACGCGAUUAUACGGUUUUGCGCGUUGAAGCAGUGAAAUUCAUAAUGACCAGUGACUCAUAACUGCCGCCACGAAAUUGGUACGUACGAAAGUGAAAAGUUUCGCGAUAGGUUGCGCAACGAAGAAAAACGCGUUUUAAAUUAUGACUAACAGCAGCGAGGCCGAUGAGUUGUACGGUUGAUGCGAUCAUUCUGCGAGCGUAAUCUACUGGAUCCGUAGAUUUUGUAACGGUGUAGAUGUCUGUGAUAGAAAAUAGUGUCGUGACUGUGGCAACUGCGGAAAAUCGGCUAUGUGUACGGGCGAGAGCGUAGAUUGACGCGGCGAAUGAGCGCAUUUUGCGGUGGAACAGACUUCACAAAGGAUUCUUUUUCCCCUUCGUUCGUGUUGUACAAGUGGGAAAAUAAAUGGUUUAAAAAACCACGCCUCUGUCCACAUACAAUCUGCUUCGAGAGAAACGAAUAUCGAGCAAUUUCAAUUUUCCUAGCCGCGACUCCGCCAAAAUUAUUUCUCUCGUAUUUCCAAUUCGUCUAUUUUACCACCUUUGCUACCUAACGUUCUUCGUUUUUCAUAACGGUAGAUCGACGCGACUAGCAAUGAAAAUGUUUCUGGAAAAUUUCCCGCGACGUAAUAUACAGAAUUAGACUGCAAACGUUUACGGAAAUUUAAAUUUCUCUGAACACAAUGACUUUUAGGGCCGUACGCUUCACCUGCUAAGUAUUACAAACGUUGCUAUAGUUUCGGAGAUUUUAUUUUUCCAUGUUACGCGCGUUCCCUGCAUUUUGACAGCCUUCGAUCUUUCACGAAUGCGUACAAAUCCGCAACGGCGAUCCAAUCGAUUACAAAUCGCGUUAAACUCACGUCCAAUGUGUCAUGAAAGUGAAACUUUUUCGUUAUUGUUACAUCUGUCUUUAUUCGGCUAUCUUUGAAGGAUCGUUACGUAAAGGGAACACGUUGCUGACUCAUUGCGUUUAGCAGCAGCCUAGCACGCAGCUGGCUUAUUUCCUCGAAGCAGAAUCAAAAAGAGCACAGGUGUGUGGAAAAAGAGAGUCGGGCCGCGAACGAAUUCAUCGGAGACUUCGAUCGUGGCCCAACACGGCCAAUUUGAAUUUGCGAUAUCGAGAUAUAUAUAUAUAUAUAUAUAUAUAUAUAUAUCUAUAUAUGUACACUAUGCGCACGGUGGUUUCAGCCCACUGUGAACUGUUCUCGUUGGUGGAACUAUUCAUUGAGACUUCACGUUCGAGUUUUUUACUUGUUUCAUGCCUAGAUUCUUCUCUCAACCAAUAUAAACUGUGAAGUAUACACCAAAAUAAAACAUACUGUUUGUAAA